AUGCAAACAAGUGUCGAUGGUGUGAUCACGCUUUCAAGAUCAACAGUUGUUGUUCCAUUGGACUCGGCACUUGUGGUUGGAUUAGAUUUUUCUAUGUGUGUCGGAGAUAAUCAAGUCUCAUUCAACUCUUCAGCAGAUCUUAAGGAGUGUAUUCUUCAGAAUAGAUUCUGUUGCUGUAUCUUUUCAUCUGUAACUGAGUUAAGGUUGCUUAUACGGCUUCAGACAACCACAACAGCUUUAAAGAUCACACUAGAAGUUUGUUCAAGAGCAGUUAAAGGUUACAAGUUCAUCAUUACCAUGGCGGCAUCAAUGAAUCACGAGGGAAGGACCAUUCUUAAGGUUUUUGGUGUUGAGCUUGUCCUCACUGAUCCAGUAAAAGGCAUGAAAAGGCCUUUUCAAAAAGCUGAGGAAAUCCGUGACAAGACUCCUAAUUCAUAUAUUCUACAACAGUUCAAAAACCCUGCUAACCCAAAGGUUCAUUAUGAAACAACUGGACCGGAGCUUUAG
Chenopodium quinoa (quinoa) is the source of this 507-nucleotide messenger RNA. Its product is annotated as bifunctional L-3-cyanoalanine synthase/cysteine synthase-like. Gene Ontology annotation, molecular function: cysteine synthase activity. Gene Ontology annotation, cellular component: cytoplasm. The record is from RefSeq and is a predicted model, not a curated record. NCBI's taxonomy places the organism in Eukaryota, Viridiplantae, Streptophyta, Magnoliopsida, Caryophyllales, Amaranthaceae. Bases 1 to 507 code for a protein of 168 amino acids. The transcript has 4 exons.